AUGCCAUUACCUAUGUUUAAGACCAAAUUAGUAAGGAUACUAUCUAAUAUUCUCAAUAGCACAUCAAAGUUUGGGAUCGAGACUAUUAACGCUUUCCCACUUCAAGGAUACCAUACGGAAAAGAAACCAUAUAUCUGUGUGAGAACAUGGAAUUACUAUGACCAGAACAAUGCAUUAAAAGCAAUUCGUGCUGUUGGAAUGUGUACAGCCUCAGAUAAUUUAAACUGCCAGUACUAUUAUCGCAAAGAAGGUACUAAUCUCUUCCGAGUAUCUGUGAAUAAUUACAACCCAAUAAGCGAUAACGACGCUUCACAGAAUCGAACUCUUGUUCUCACGUGGGAUAUCAAGACAUAUAGCUCACGAAAAACAGGUGAGGUGUCUAAUGCAAAAUACGAAGAAGACGUUGUGUUCAUAAUUUAUAUAACUGUUCAUUGGAAAGAUGAUCCUGAACCGUUAAAACAAAUCUGUCUUAUUGAUGUUGAAACUGCGCCAGAUCCACGCUUGAUCACAGUUAUAUGUGAGAACCAAACUAAUUUACUGAAAGCAUUUGCAUUAUGUUUGAAAUGUUUAGCUCCAGAUAUACAUAUAGGUGUUCUCGAAUGGAUAUUUAAUCAUAUGUCACUAAAACCUAUGAGCCUCAAAAAGAUUACAAAAUGGCAAUAUCAAUAUAAUAUGAUAAAAAAAUUCUACCCUAAAGCCAAAAAAAGUAGUCUCGCAUAUUACUUAAGGGAGUGUAAUCUUGACAACAAAGUGGAUUUAUCUAUUCAUCGCAUAAACAAAUAUUAUGAAAAGGCAUUAAAAGAAACCAAUGCCACAAUGGCUGAGCAGAUGCGUGAAGUAGCCAAAUACUGCAUUAUCAAUACUCUUAGCUGUCAGCAGUUAAUGGUCAAGCAUAAUGUAAUCAAUGAAUAUAGGGAAGUUGCAAGUAUAGCAUUUAUAUUAUUAUUCAAUACACAUUAUUUUGCAAUAGGAAUAAAAGUGCGUAAUCUUUUAAGUGCCAAAACAGGAAAAUACCCUGGAGCCUAUGUUUUCCCACUGGUAAAGGAUCUCAAAAAUAGACGACCUGUAAUUAGCUUAGACUUUGCAUCAUUAUAUCCAAGCCUUAUCAUGACAUAUAAUCUCUCACCUGAUAAAAUCAUUUUAUCUCGAGAGCGUGCUGAAUCUCUAAAGGAAAGCGGUAAAAGGCUUCAUGAAAUUAAUUUCAAAUACAAUAGUCGGGAUGUUCUUGCAUGGUCUAUAGAGCAUGAAAACCAAGCUGAAAUGAAAGGCCUUUAUCCAAAAGUAUUAAAGGAGUUUCUUAUUAAACGAAAUUCUCUAAAAAGAUGUCUUGCUCCAUUAAAUGAUAGAAAAGAAGAAUUAGAAAAGGAAAUUAGUUUGGCAGAAAUAAGAGGCGAGAAUAUUACAGAUGCUUUAAAAUCUAAAUAUUCUUCAGUUUCCUUUAUUGACACCUAUCUAGACACAAAAUCACUCGCUUUAAAAGUGUAUAUGAAUACGUUUUACAGUGAAGCUGAAAAUAGCGGGUUCCCUUUCUUCUUGCGAGCAUUAGCAAGCGGGGAUACAGAUUCCUUAUAUCUUGUCUGUCCAGAAGAAUGCUUUCAGAAAUGUGAUGAGGCAUAUGACAAUGGUAAUGGGAUCUCAAAAGAAGAAUAUUGGUCUAGAAUA
Funneliformis geosporum is the source of this 1662-nucleotide messenger RNA. Lineage: Eukaryota; Fungi; Glomeromycota; Glomeromycetes; Glomerales; Glomeraceae. The record is from the annotation of a GenBank genome assembly.